Molecule: messenger RNA, 897 nt
Organism: Acanthosepion pharaonis
Lineage: Eukaryota; Metazoa; Mollusca; Cephalopoda; Sepiida; Sepiidae
Source: the annotation of a GenBank genome assembly
AUGUGUCCAUGUCAAUCAUAUCUAUCUAUCUAUCUAUCUAUCUAUUUCAAUCAUAUCAAUGUGUCCAUGUCAAUCAUAUCUAUCUAUCUAUCUAUCUAUUUCAAUCACAUCAAUGUGUCCAUGUCAAUCAUAUCUAUCUAUUUCAAUCAUAUCAAUGUGUCCAUGUCAAACAUAUCUAUCUAUCUAUCUAUCUAUUUCAAUCACAUCAAUGUGUCCAUGUCAAUCAUAUCUAUCUAUUUCAAUCACAUCAAUGUGUCCAUGUCAAUCAUAUCUAUCUAUUUCAAUCACAUCAAUGUGUCCAUGUCAAUCAUAUCUAUCUAUCUAUUUCAAUCACAUCAAUGUGUCCAUGUCAAUCAUAUCUAUCUAUUUCAAUCACAUCAAUGUGUCCAUGUCAAUCAUAUCUAUCUAUCUAUCUAUUUCAAUCACAUCAAUGUGUCCAUGUCAAUCAUAUCAAUCUAUCUAUCAAUAACAUCAAUGUAUCUAUCUCAAUCAGAUCUAUCUAUCUAUAUGUCUAUUUAUCUCAAUCACAUGUAUCUGAAUCAUAUCUAUCUAUAUAUCUAUCUAUCUCAAUCACAUCUAUCUAUCUCUAUCUCAAUCACAUCUAUCUAUAUACCUAUCUCAAUCACAUCUAUCUAUCUCAAUCACAUCUCUCUCUCUCUCUCUCUCUAUAUAUAUAUAUAUAUAUAUAUACAUCUCAAUCAUAUCUAUCUAUCUAUCUAUCGCAUAUCUCUCUUAUUGUCUAUUCCCGUUUGUUCAUUCGCCCUAUCUGUUUAUUAUCUAUCUAUCUAUCUAUCUAUCUAUCUAUCUAUCUAUCUAUCUAUCUAUCAUUUAAUCGAUUAUCUACGAAUUGGUUCAUUCGCCCUUAUCUAUCUAUCUAUUAUGAAAUUGUCCGAUUGA